Messenger RNA from Penicillium cinerascens, 1617 nucleotides. Its product is annotated as alpha-amylase. The transcript is spliced from 8 exons. The coding region runs from base 1 to 1617 and encodes 538 amino acids. Gene Ontology annotation, molecular function: calcium ion binding; hydrolase activity, hydrolyzing O-glycosyl compounds. The record is from RefSeq and is a predicted model, not a curated record. Lineage: Eukaryota; Fungi; Ascomycota; Eurotiomycetes; Eurotiales; Aspergillaceae. Gene Ontology annotation, biological process: carbohydrate metabolic process.
AUGGUAUCUUUCCUCUCGUGUUUCGGUGGAUCCCGCCAGCGGGAACGACGGAUUCUAGCAAAGAAAGAAGAAGCAGCAAGGAAUCUUGAUCAACUACCAUCAUGGACAGCGCCAGACAAUACGCUAAUUCUGCAGGCGUUUGAAUGGCAUGUCCCUGCCGAUCAUCGCCAUUGGCUUCGCUUGAAAUCUGCAUUACCAGAGUGGAAAGCUAUUGGCAUUGAUCAGAUAUGGGUUCCCCCCGGUUGCAAGGGAAUGGACCCCAAUGGCAACGGAUAUGACAUCUAUGAUCUAUUUGACCUUGGAGAGUUUGAUCAAAAGGGAGCCAUCUCGACGAAGUGGGGCAGUCGAAUGGAACUGGAGGAGAUGAUGCGCCAGGCACAUACUCUCGGGAUUGGUGUGAUUUGGGAUGCUGUUCUCAAUCAUAAGGCUGGAGCCGAGUAUCCUGAAUAUUUCGACGCUGUCGCGGUAGAUCCGAAGCAACGGAACAAGGAAAUAUCCAAGCCGUUGGAGAUACAUGGCUGGACAGGCUUCGAUUUCCCCGGCCGUGGGGAAAUGUACAGCUCCAUGAAAUACCACUGGCAGCAUUUCAGUGGCGUCGACUGGGAUGACAAGGGAAAGAAACAAGAAAUUUAUAAAAUUCUCGGAUCCAACAAAGAUUGGGCACCCGAUGUUUCCACCGAGAAUGGAAACUACGAUUAUUUGAUGUUUGCUGACUUGGAACAUUCACACCCUGAAGUUCGCGAAGAUCUACUUCUCUGGGGCACUUGGAUCACGGAGUCACUGUCCCUAAGUGGUAUGAGACUCGAUGCCGCCAAGCACUUCUCAACUCGUUUUCAGAAAGCCUUUUUGGAACAUGUUCGGGAAAGAGCCAACCCGAACUUCUUCGUCAUGGGCGAGUACUGGACUGGAGAUGUGUCCGCUAUUCACGACUAUCUGGAGGAGGUGGACAACCAAGUCGUGGCAUACGAUGUACCUCUGUUGGUAAAGUUUUCCAAGCUUUCGCAUGCUCGGAGUCCUGACCUCCGCGGUAUUUUCGACGGUACAUUGGUAAAGACUAAGCCAGAACACGCCGUGACAUUUGUUGCCAAUCAUGAUACGCAAGUAGGGCAAAUGAUGGAAACCCCAGUCGCCUCAUCAUUCAAGCUUCUGUCCUAUGCAUUGGUUCUCCUUCGAAAAGGUGGAUAUCCCUGUGUUUUUUACGGUGACCUGUACGGGAUCCGAGCUAAUGUCAAGGAUCCAAUGACACCUUCGUGUGAUGGAAAGCUCCCCAUUCUGACCCAAGCACGCAAGCGGUACGCCUACGGCGAACAGGAAGACUAUUUCGACCAACCAAAUUGCAUCGGGUUCGUCCGCUACGGAAACGCCUAUCACCCCGGACUGGCCUGUGUUCUCAGCAACGAUGGACCCAGCAAGAAAAGGAUGUUUAUUGGUCGACAGUAUACGAACUGCGAGUGGACUGAUGUCCUGGGGUAUCAUAGCGCACUUGUUAUCAUCGACAAAAGGGGCUAUGGCGAAUUCCCCGUCAAUGCCAUGAGUGUUAGCGUAUGGGUUGAGGCGGCCGCCGUCAAGCGGGAUGGCCUGCAAAAGGACUUCAAUGUAAAUAUUUAUGACUACUAA